CACAGCUAUCUCACAGCAGCAGCAGCAGCAGCAGCACACACAACAAAAACCAACAAACUGUGAAUGGCUUCGUCAAGCAGGAUGCUCACCGCGGCGGUGCUGGCGGUGCUGUUCGUGGGCGCGAUGUGCGAGGCCCCCGUGACGUUCACGGUGGAGAAGGGCUCCGACGAGAAGAACCUGGCGCUGUCCAUCAAGUACAACAAGGCGGGCGACUCCAUGGCGGAGGUGGAGCUCAAGGAGCACGGCUCCAACGAGUGGCUGGCCCUCAAGAAGAACGGCGACGGCGUGUGGGAGAUCAAGAGCGACAAGCCGCUCAAGGGGCCAUUCAACUUCCGCUUCGUGUCCGAGAAGGGGAUGAGGAACGUGUUCGAUGAUGUUGUGCCCGCUGAAUUCAAGGUCGGCACCACCUACAAGCCCGAGGAGUAGGCCAUGGAUUGUCACAAGUAUUUGACUUUUCCUCCUAUUGGGUCGUCGGGAUUGUCUCGUUAAUAGUUUUUCAAGACUUUUAUUUAUGAGGUGUUCAUAUGUAUAAUGAUUCGGAGAAGCAGCGGCGGAUGUGCUUGCUUGCUAGUAUCUCUCAUGCACCCGCUGUCUUGACGGUUCUUUUUUGGUUUUAUAGUUAUACACGUAUAUAUCCAUAUAUUGUGAUCCA
Messenger RNA from Lolium perenne, 652 nucleotides. RefSeq names its product pollen allergen Lol p 2-A-like. NCBI's taxonomy places the organism in Eukaryota, Viridiplantae, Streptophyta, Magnoliopsida, Poales, Poaceae. The record is from RefSeq and is a predicted model, not a curated record. Gene Ontology annotation, cellular component: extracellular region.